This is a messenger RNA of Toxoplasma gondii ME49, 636 nucleotides long. RefSeq lists its product as hypothetical. The coding region runs from base 1 to 636 and encodes 211 amino acids. NCBI's taxonomy places the organism in Eukaryota, Apicomplexa, Conoidasida, Eucoccidiorida, Sarcocystidae. The record is from RefSeq and is a predicted model, not a curated record. The transcript has a single exon.
AUGGCCGAAGAGGAUAAUACUCUUCAAGUUGUGACAGGGGCUAGCGCAGUGGAAAACACAGCAAACACUUCUACGAGUUCAGCAGAGAAAACUCUGAUAAAGUGGGAGUGGACGUCUGUCAACUUGUCGAUUCCAGGGUUGCCAAUCCGCCCUCUCUGCACUGCAGAGCAAGUCAGCCCUGACUCCCGCGUGUUCCAGAGUCCGCGAGUUUCUGGUUCGUUCCACAUUGCGCCGAAAGCAGAUCUAGAAAGAAACAUUGUCGCAGUCUACCACCCGCAAGUUCAGAACAACAGCGUGUCUUACCGGAUUGAGAGGGCGUCCCUUGACGCUUCGUACAAAGCGUUGACGCUGAGGAACAGGGAAGCGCUGCGUGUCGGCUCAGAUUUCGUAGCACAGAUGGAAGUAAAAGGUUUCUGGUUUCCCCCGCCCCCCGAUGGGGUUUCGCCCGCUCCUCUUGUCCAUCUGAGUGACGAAAAAGUGACUGUUUUCGAGCUCGCUCCUGGCACGUCGGACCUUCUGAUUCACCGGAAUGAAAACCUCAACCUCCCGGCCACUGCUGCGUUCAUGUCGAAAAUGACCGCGUGGAGUCUCGGACGUUGGCUCAUGACGAGAAAGAGUGCUCCACAGAUAUCGUGA